Messenger RNA from Talaromyces proteolyticus, 878 nucleotides. Its product is annotated as mitochondrial 54S ribosomal protein YmL23. Gene Ontology annotation, cellular component: mitochondrial large ribosomal subunit; ribosome. The transcript is spliced from 3 exons. Lineage: Eukaryota; Fungi; Ascomycota; Eurotiomycetes; Eurotiales; Trichocomaceae. The record is from RefSeq and is a predicted model, not a curated record. Bases 144 to 668 code for a protein of 174 amino acids. Gene Ontology annotation, biological process: negative regulation of translation; translation. Gene Ontology annotation, molecular function: structural constituent of ribosome; mRNA binding.
GUGCUAGAGGUAUAUUUCAACCGGGCGAAUUCGCUGGUCCUGACAGCUUCGAGGGCCAUUCUCUUUCUCAGCAGAGCUUUUAGCAGGGCUUGUUUUCGUCUUUGGAAUUUCUGCCGCAUAAAUUGUGGUUCAAUCAAAGCAACAUGUCGCAGACAAUCGGAAGGACCCGUCUCGCCUACUCGCGGACAUGGCACCACAUCGACGUCGGCGCAGAUGACCGCUCCCUUGGCCGAUUGGCGUCAUCAAUUGCGGUUUUUCUCAUGGGCAAACACAAGCCCAUCUACGACCCAUCGACUGACUGCGGCGACUACGUUGUUGCUGUCGGCUGCCGCGACCUUUACACAACGGGCAAGAAACGUUUCCAGAAGAAAUACUACACACAUACCACUCGACCAGGUAGCUUGAAGAGCAUGACAAUGGACAAGAUGUUUGAAAAAUGGGGUGGUGGUGAGGUUCUGCGGAGAGCAGUAAGAGGCAUGUUGCCCAAAAACCGUCUGCGAGAUAAGAGAAUGGACAGACUGAAAACAUUCGAAGGCUUGGCCCAUCCUUACAAGAAAAAUAUCGUUAAAAUCAACGGAAAAUCCGUCCUUAGCAGCCUGCCAGAAGUUACUGCUGCUUUCAAGGCGGAAAAAGACGCGGCAGAGAGCUCUACCUCCACCGUGAAUUAAAUUAUUCACGCAACCUGUUACAUACCAUUAACUCAGGUCUUGUCUACUAUUCUCUUGUUUUCCUAAGCGCAUGGGCGGAGUCUUGGUUUUUUCUUUCUUUCUUUUCAACAACUUUAUUCAAUGUGCGCUGUACGAUAUGGAUCUAAGAUCUUCCUUAAUUGGUUGCAUACUUUGUAUACUAUAAGCACCUAUGAGAAACUUAUAGAUUUC